Messenger RNA from Suillus subaureus, 1155 nucleotides. Its product is annotated as isoprenoid synthase domain-containing protein. Gene Ontology annotation, molecular function: carbon-oxygen lyase activity, acting on phosphates. The record is from RefSeq and is a predicted model, not a curated record. Lineage: Eukaryota; Fungi; Basidiomycota; Agaricomycetes; Boletales; Suillaceae. The coding region runs from base 154 to 1155 and encodes 333 amino acids. The transcript has 4 exons.
GCUUAUUAUAUCCUUCUCCCUUCGUAAUUGUAGCUCCAUCGGCUUUUCAAGUGGUGGCACCAAUUUGUUGCCGAAAUAGAAAUAUCUCAGAGCAAGCUGCACAUUUCGUUACGAGUGUUUAUAAGUACUGGAGUAUAAGUAUCAGGGCCCUACAUGAAACUUCUAACCAUUUCCCUCACAAAUUUCUUGUCCACUAGAAUGCCGACAAAAGACAAUCUACCCACAUGUAAUGUCGACAACGAUGUUAUUGCAAACAUCCGUCAGACCAUCGUCAAAUUUCUUCAGCGUUGCGGCCUGCAAUAUACUCCCGUCAUGAUCGACCAAACAUUGCACACAAAAUGCUGCCAGGAGGCCAUCAAUCGUGGCUUUCCGAUGUCUGACGGAGAUUAUUCCAUCCGCCCGUACAUGCACAUUGGUGUGGCCAUGUCCACCAUCGCUUAUGGCCACCUAACUGACUGUACAACUAAGAUGUGGAUCUGCCUCUUCACUGCCGUCGGCAUCUGUAUCGACGACACUCUGAACAGAGGACAAAAGAUGGAUGAUGUGUACCGUUUCAAUGAGCGUUUUUCAAAUUGCCAGGCACAGGGCGAUCCAGUCCUGAAUGCCUGGGAUGUGCUUUUGCGGGAGGCCCCCCGCCACUACUCCCUACUAGUGUCGAACUUGAUCAUCACGUCUGCACUAGACUUCGUUUCUGGGCUCCUGCUUGAAUACGAGACCAAGGAUAUGGGGGUCUCGAAGGAGGCUCCCUUGUAUCCCGAGUAUUCUAGGCUUCUAUCGGGCUUGGCACAUGGUUUUGGGUUUUUUGUCUUCCCCUCCACAGUCCCGCUUCAGGAAUAUAUUCAGUGUAUGCCGGACCUAAUGUUUUUCCUAAACCACACGAACGACAUAUUAUCAUACUACAAAGAGGAAAUUGAAGGCGACACUACAAACUACCUGUCACUCGUGGCAGCCUCUCGCGGUUCCACCAAACAGGAUGCUCUUUAUGAAGCCAUCUCGAAAACCGUGCAGGCCCAUCACAAUAUCCUCAAAUGCCUAGAACCGCAUCCCGAGGCCUAUGAGGCUUAUGCCAAAUGCUGCCAUGGAUACAUUAAUUUCCAUACUGCGUUGAGAAGGUACAAGCUGAAGGAUAUUUUGUCCGAGGGGUCCGGUCUGUAA